ACGGAUAACCUGACCCGGAUCUUAGGUGCAGCUGUAUAAAAGCGAUUUCUGCAGUCGUGCACGUUCAAAGAGAAUGAACACGACCUACAGAAAACGCCUUGAUUAAGACUGCAAGUGUACUGAAGGAUGGGUUAUCGAGAAGUGAGUCCAGAACUUGAGGCGAUAGCAGUGAAGGAGCUGAACGAGGACCCCAAGAGGAGAGACCAGGACAUCCAGCACAUCAAGGACUGGCUGAGCAAGCAGCCGCACCUCAGAGCACGCGACGAUGACCAGUGGAUUUUGACGUUCCUACGUGGCUGCAAGUUCUCUUUGGAGAAGACGAAGCAGAAGCUGGAUACGUUCUACACGCUGCGGUCCGCCCUUCCAGAUAUAUUCAUCAACCGGGAUCCAUUUUCACCAAAAGCCCAGAAAUAUCUGUCUUCACGUCUCGCUCUAGUGUGGUGCGUUCCCAUUGGCAGGGUAGUAGUGGAGCUGCCUCGGAGAUCGCCAGAGGGCCGCCGCGUCAUCAUCUGGCGGCCCGGCCUCCUGGCCCCUGGAUCACUGUCAGCGGAGGACGUCAGCAGGGUGAACUUCAUGAACGCCGAUGCGACGCUGCACGAGGACGACGCGACCGUCAUAUGCGGGGAGGUCACCAUUCAGGAUUUUCAAGGAACGACCAUGGCCCAUUUCGCCUCCUGGACACCUUGGCAGAUGAAGCGUAUCACCACCUGCUUCCAGGAUGGUUACCCGCUGAGAGCCAAAGGACUCCACAUGAUCAAUGUUCCAUCGGGCUUCGAGAAACUCUUCUCAUUAUUUGAACAAUUUUUCAAGGAGAAGAUACGUAAAAGGAUCUUUGUCCACGCUAAUCUGGAGUCUCUUCACAAACAUGUGCCGAAGGAAAUACUGCCGGAGGAAUAUGGAGGAGACGCCGGACCGAUCGACAAGAUACAAAGUGAGUGGAGAAGCCGCAUCGAGAGAAACGCUGCCUUCUUCAAGGAGGACGACAAGUACGGAGUUGACGAGUCGAAGCGGCCCGGAAAGCCCAAGACGCAGACCGACCUGUUCGGUGUCGAGGGAUCCUUCCGGCAGCUCGCCGUAGACUGACGGAACAAGAUGGGCGCUUCCUGUAUCAAUGUCCAACCGUAUACGCUCUGCUAUUGCAUAAGGAACAGCAUGUGGUAUAUUUGCGGGUUCCUGCCAAUGUAUGUCUUACAAAACAGUAACAUAAAUCCUCUUGAAAAUAUAAGCUUUCCUAAACUCA
This is a messenger RNA of Schistocerca americana (American grasshopper), 1240 nucleotides long. RefSeq names its product alpha-tocopherol transfer protein-like. The transcript is spliced from 7 exons. The record is from RefSeq and is a predicted model, not a curated record. Gene Ontology annotation, molecular function: phosphatidylinositol bisphosphate binding. The coding region runs from base 127 to 1083 and encodes 318 amino acids. Gene Ontology annotation, cellular component: membrane. Lineage: Eukaryota; Metazoa; Arthropoda; Insecta; Orthoptera; Acrididae.